Messenger RNA from Amphimedon queenslandica, 678 nucleotides. RefSeq names its product putative ankyrin repeat protein RF_0381. Gene Ontology annotation, molecular function: protein binding. The transcript has 8 exons. Bases 1 to 678 code for a protein of 225 amino acids. Lineage: Eukaryota; Metazoa; Porifera; Demospongiae; Haplosclerida; Niphatidae. The record is from RefSeq and is a predicted model, not a curated record.
AUGUUAAAUUAUACUUGCUACUACUUGGAUGGCGUAACUCUACUACAUUGUGCUGGUGAAUCUGGCAAAGUUGAAAUGCUUGAGUUUUGGAUUAACAGAGGAGAGUAUGAUGUGAAUGCUAAAGAUAAAAGCAACAGAACUCCAUUGUUUACUGCUGUUAAGAGUGGUAGCAUUGAAGUUGUUGAUGUUCUAUUAACUAAUGGAUCUAGAACUGAUGUUGUGGAUAAAUGUUGUACUACUCCAUUACACUUUGCUAGUGAAACUGGUAAUGGUAAUAUUAUCAAAUUAUUAAUAACUAAAGGAAAUGCUGAUGUGAAUGCUAUAGAUGAGGAUGAUGGCAGCACUCCAUUACAUUGUGCUAGUGAAACUGGUAAUGACAAAAUUAUCAAACUAUUAAUAACUAAAGGAAAAGCUGAUGUGAAUGCUAUAGAUAAGGAUGGUGAAACUCUACUACAUUGUGCUAGUAAAUCUGGUAAAGUUGGAAUGCUUGAAUUUUGUAUUAAGAACGGAGAUCGUGAUGUAAAUGUUAAAAACAAAGAUGAUUGCAGCACUAUUACUCCAUUACACUGUGCUAGUGAAUCUGGUAAUGCUAAAAUUAUCGAAUUAUUAAUAACUAAAGGAAAAGCUGAUGUGAAUGCUGUGGAUAAGGUAUUAAAACAACAGAACUCCAUUGUUUAA